Molecule: messenger RNA, 1198 nt
Organism: Marasmius oreades (fairy-ring Marasmius)
Lineage: Eukaryota; Fungi; Basidiomycota; Agaricomycetes; Agaricales; Marasmiaceae
Exons: 9
Coding region: 16-1083 (355 amino acids)
Molecular function (GO): NAD binding; NADP binding; oxidoreductase activity, acting on the CH-OH group of donors, NAD or NADP as acceptor
Source: RefSeq, a predicted model, not a curated record
CUAAACUGAACCACCAUGUCCUCCUCUUUGCAUGCUGACGUUCCUUACUCACGUCCCGCAACUCCCGGACCCCAUGCUUCACAAGUUGGCUUUGUUGGCCUUGGUGCCAUGGGCUAUUUCAUGGCAAGAAAUCUUGCGACACGACGGCCUCAAGUUGCAGCAAAUACAAAUCCACCCCUCCUUGUUUGGAAUCGUACUUCAGGGAAGGCUGAGAAGCUUCUGAAGGAGGUUGGUCAUGAUCGGAUCCGGAUCGCACAUUCUAUAGAACAAAUCGUGCUGGAAUGUGAUAUCAUCAUCAGCUGUUUGGCAAACGACGCUAUCGUCAAGAGUACGUAUGAGUUAUAUGCAAAGGCACUUACGAACAAGCCGCCUACGAAGCACAAGAUCUUCAUCGAAUCUAGCACGAUCUUUCCAACGCUUGCAGGUGAACUGGACACAUUGCUCUCUGCCAGCCCUCAUACCAACCUUCUUACCUGUCCCGUAUUUGGGACACCUGCGGUGGCUGACGCUGCUCAGUUGUUGAUCAUUUUAAGUGGCGAUUAUCGCUCUAAACAAGAAGCUGCCUAUAUCCUGGUUCCUGCGAUAGGGCGAAAAGCAAUCGAUCUCGGCGAAAAUUUAGAGAAAGCUCCUACGUUUAAGCUGAUCGGGAACUCAUUGAUUCUCGGGACACUUGAGGUCUUGGCAGAAGGCUUCACUCUGGGACACAAAGCAGGGAUCAGUUCUGAACUAGUAUUCAAUCUAGUGAAAGAGAUCCUUCCUGCACCGGGAACCGUUCGAUAUGCCGAGAGAAUAGCUCGGGAUGAUUUCGAUGGCACUGUUGGGUUUGCCGUUGAUGGUGGCAUCAAGGAUGCUUCACAUAUUCGUCGCCUGACGGCCGAGCUGAACGCACCGAUGCCUGUUAUGGACAUUGCUCAUCAGCAUCUCAUAACUGCCCGAGCGAUCAACAUCAUGAAGAAGCAGCAAGGCCAUCCCGCCUUCGAGACCUUGGAUUGGAGCAGCAUUGCCGCAGGAUCUCGCGUCGCUGCUGGUUUGGACCCCUUCGACGGCAAUCAGGCCAACAUUGAGCCGAAACUCGAGGAUUGAAUCCAAUGAACUUCCGUGACUAUAUACUCGUAACAAUAUAGAUGGGGAAUUAGUUGUGAAUUGUGUGUACAUUUAGUGCUUGUAUGUACCCCCAUUUCCCAGGCGAAGGGCUAUU